Penicillium oxalicum is the source of this 1548-nucleotide messenger RNA. RefSeq names its product MFS transporter. Gene Ontology annotation, molecular function: nitrate transmembrane transporter activity; nitrite transmembrane transporter activity. The record is from RefSeq and is a predicted model, not a curated record. Gene Ontology annotation, biological process: nitrite transport; nitrate transmembrane transport. The transcript is spliced from 5 exons. NCBI's taxonomy places the organism in Eukaryota, Fungi, Ascomycota, Eurotiomycetes, Eurotiales, Aspergillaceae. Gene Ontology annotation, cellular component: membrane. Bases 1 to 1548 code for a protein of 515 amino acids.
AUGGCUCUAAAAGCCCUCACGGUCCUGUUCGUUGCACCGGAGGUCAACCCAGCCAACCGGAAAGCGACAUCCAUUCCAGUUCUCAACCCGUUCAAUCAAUAUGGCCGUGUGUUCUUCUUCUCAUGGAUGGGCUUCAUGGUGGCAUUCCUCUCUUGGUAUGCCUUUCCUCCGCUGUUGACCGUCACGAUCAAGAAAGAUUUGCACAUGAGCCAGACAGAAGUAGCCAACUCGAAUAUCGUCGCACUGCUGGCAACCUUCCUGGUUCGAUUUAUCGCCGGACCUCUUUGUGAUCGCUUUGGACCUCGCUUGGUCUUCGUGGGACUCCUCCUUGCCGGUUCACUUCCCACGGCCAUGGCGGGUCUUGUGACCACCCCCCAGGGCUUGAUUGCUCUGCGCUUCUUCAUCGGGAUCCUCGGCGGCACGUUUGUUCCUUGCCAGGUGUGGUGCACGGGUUUCUUCGACAAGAAGAUCGUGGGGACAGCCAACUCGCUCGCAGGAGGCUGGGGUAAUGCCGGAGGUGGAAUCACAUAUUUCGUCAUGCCUGCCAUUUUCGACUCCCUCGUUUCCGCUCGAGGCAUGUCGGCACACACGGCCUGGCGGGUCGCUUACGUCGUUCCCUUUAUUAUCAUUGUCUCCGUCGCCCUGGGCAUGUUGUUCCUCUGUGAGGACACCCCCACUGGAAAGUGGGCAGAUCGUCAUCUCUGGAUGGAAAAGGCGCCCGCCACGCAGUCUCCCCUGGAAGGCAAGGUCGUCGACCUUGCAUCCGGUGUCUCUUCCAGUGGUCCGUCGACCACCCCGUCGCUGUACAACAUGGGGCUAGACGACAUCGAGAAAAAGGGGGCCCAGUCUCCGCGCACCGUCGAAAAAGACCCCUCGUCAAUGGGACAGAUCACCACACUCCAGCCGGAUACUGUCGUGGCGCCGACCCGCAAAGAAGCUCUGAGCGUGGCAUUCAGUCUCCCCACCGUCGCUCUUGCAGUCCCCUAUGCCUGUUCGUUUGGCUCGGAGCUGGCGAUCAAUUCUAUCCUGGGCACCUAUUUUGAGAAGAACUUCCCGCACAUGGGACAGACAAAGACCGGCCAGUGGGCUGCGAUGUUUGGCUUAUUGAAUGUGGUUUUUCGGCCGGUUGGUGGCUUGUUGGGUGACUUCUUGUAUCGAUCGACGGGCAGCUUGUGGUCCAAGAAGCUCCUUCUCACCUCGCUGGGCUUGCUCAUGGGCGCUUUUGAACUUGCCAUUGGAUUUUCCAAUCCCAAGAGUGAAGCCACCAUGUUUGGACUCAUUGGUGGAUUGGCCUUGUUCUUGGAGGCUUGUAAUGGGGCCAAUUUCGCCUUGGUGCCCCAUGUGCAUCCAUAUGCAAAUGGUAUCGUGUCAGGUAUCGUCGGAGGCUUCGGGAACCUGGGGGGUAUCGUCUUUGCCAUCAUUUUCAGAUAUCAUGGAUCCGACUAUGCCAAGUCCCUCUGGAUCAUCGGAGCAAUUUCUUUGGCGGCCAAUCUGGCGCUCAGCUGGGUUCGUCCCGUUCCCAAAACCCCAGCGAUCACUGCUCAGUGA